Molecule: messenger RNA, 3252 nt
Organism: Trypanosoma cruzi
Lineage: Eukaryota; Euglenozoa; Kinetoplastea; Trypanosomatida; Trypanosomatidae
Product: ubiquitin hydrolase, putative
Exons: 1
Coding region: 1-3252 (1083 amino acids)
Biological process (GO): nuclear-transcribed mRNA poly(A) tail shortening
Cellular component (GO): PAN complex; P-body
Molecular function (GO): protein binding; nucleic acid binding
Source: RefSeq, a predicted model, not a curated record
AUGAACGUGCACUGGAAGCCUCGCGGCGGCGCACAGGCGUCGGUUGGAAUCAUCAACGCCGUCGAGUUUGAUCCGGACGUGGAGCUGCUUUGGGUCAGCGACAGCUUUGGCCGGCUGAUGAGCUUCACGACGCAGAGCCAGACGAAUACGCUCACCUGGACUACGUACUCAUCCUUCUUGGCGUCAACACGGCCGAUCUCCGGCAUUUUUUUUCUUCCGCUGGGCGGAGAAAAAAUUGUAACUGUGGCGGAUCACAACGUCAUUCGCGGGUACAAACGGGGCGGUGCUCUUUUCAUGUGCCGCUCGUUGCCUCCGCAGUCACAGGACUACAUUGAGCUUUUCCAGGCGCAUGGAGAAACGGGGGUUGUCAGCUUCACCGGUAACGCCGGGCUAACGCGCUUCUCGAUUGGUAACGAGGGCAAUGACGGCGUUGUCACGGUGCCGCUGGGCGAAUCAAAGGUGGUCGCGUUGCAUCAGACGGAGAAGUGGGUUGUCACGGGCAGCAUCUCUGGCAGCAUCGUUGUUCGUGACAGCAGCGACCUUCAGUUAGUGGGUGCAGUGCCCUCUUCGCGACGCCGCGUGUUGGCUAUGGAUGCGUACGACAACACCGUCGUGGCCGCCAUGGUGGAGCGUUCCAUGACAAGCAGUGUGCGCGUGUAUGAUCUACGUAAGUUGUCUGAGCCGGUCAUAACAAUUGGUGGAAUUCCUUCUGACAGCGUCUCGCAGUUGCGUCGUUACCGCGAUUCAUUUGGCAUCUCCGCGGACCGAGCGUUUGUUCUGACGCCGUGCGGCUUUCACAUUCUGCAGAUGGACCAGACAUCCCCAGUUUUUAAUUCCAACGGAAUGGUGGGGGACUUCUGUACAUCUGUUAGCAUCUCGCCAAAUGGCAUGUGUGCUGCCAUUGGGAACGACAAGGGCUAUUUCAUUGCGCUUGCUCAUCCGGCCACGCGUGAGGAUUAUGUCAUGUCCCGCUUUGAGCAGCCACGACGACCAGUGAACCCCGUCUUCACGCAGAGCUGGGCUGAGAAGAAGGAGGGCGACACAUUUGCGUUCUUUGAUGAGUCCGUUCCACCUGCAGAGCUCGCCUCCAACUGGCCACCCGACAAUUAUAUGAUUCUUUCCGUCCCUGCACCCACACGCUGCCUUAGCGUGGAGUCCCGCACUAUUUUGCAGAAUCGCUGGGGAUUUCUUCGCGCCGAUUCAUACCUGCCCGACCCAAAGGACAAAAUGGCACUGAAUUUACCAGACCCUUUUCCGUUCAACCUGGAGCUUGGCGACGACCCGGCGGCAGUGCAAGGGCUACUGCAGGAAAUGAAAAAGAACCAAAAACGACGCUACUUUGAAUUUCGCGAUGUUGCUGCCGGGGAAUACGCACCGCUUGAACCGGCGAGUCAUGUGUGUUAUAGUUCACAUCACCGUUUUGACUGGGAAAACUACAAUGCAAUUCCGCAAGAAGUCGUUGGCUUGGACAACAGCUUCCCCGAGUGUUGGAUUACGACGCUGUUGCAAUCGCUUUACCUCUGCCAUUUGCCGGAGUGCCCCGUGCGCAAAGUCCUUUUGCACCACCUAUGCACCAGGGAGUACUGCGUCGCGUGUGAAACAUCAUUUAUAUUUGCGAAUAUGAUGAUGACCUCCGCGUCAGGGCUUAAUCCCAUUGUGCAGGUUGCCAAUCUGAUCCGCACUAUGUAUAAGGUGCCUGCAACGGCCUCCCUUUUUGAACCCGUUAAAUCUCGUGAUGAGGCGAUAAAGCGGAUGCACACGGCACAGUUGACUCUUCUUGAGGCGCUGCAUCGAGGACUGCAGGAUGAGAAGGCAUACCCCUUCAUGGACCACAAACCUCCAUGCAAUGACUUUGAGCAUUCCAUUGCGUAUCUCUUUGGCACGGAGUUCUCUUCUGGUGGAAGAGUCCACUUGGAGCCGCAGUUCUACUGGGAUGUUCCUUCCUCCGCACUCAAAGUGAAUGAGGGGCUGCAGCAUUUACUCAAGCAGAUUGAGUCAUACAGAGAUCAGGUUCAGAUCAAACGUUUACCGCCUAUUAUUGUAUUACGACUGAACCCAGAGGGGGGGACGCUAAAGCCGCCGAGGUGUUUGCAUAUAUCCCGCGAAGCGCAGGAGGAUUCCAACUACGUCCUGUGCAGUAACAUCAUUCACCUCUCGGAUGACGCCGAUGACCCUGGGAGUUUUGUGAGUCACCAGCGUAUUCUGGAUGAUCGCUUUAGUUUGGUGAACGAUUAUCGUGUGACGGCACCAAUGGAGGAGGAGGAACUGGAAGAAUCGAUGCCUGCAUUCCACUCCCAUCGUGCCGUGGUAGCAUAUUAUGCCCUCGAUAAACUGACAGCGCCGCCCUACAGUUUACACGAUGGUAACCGUCCGCCAAACAUGUUUGAGGUGCUUGGGCCGCUGCUUGUUAAUGAUGUUCUUGCGAAGCCCCUGCAGCGCGACCCAUCAGCGCAACGGUUUAAGUCUCCAUUGGCAUCGUUCUACGAGAUCAAACCCAACGAUUUGAUCGCAAUUGAUGCGGAGUACGUGGUUCUGAGCUGGAACAGUCGGUGCAUCGAUGCGGGAAUGGAAGUCAAAUUGUCGCAUAAGACGCACAUGGCUCUGGCACGUUUGAGUUGCGUGCUCAGCAGUGCCCCAGGGGAUGAAAGAACGAUUGUCGAUGAUUAUGUGCACACACCGGAAGUUAUUGAGGACUACGUGACGCAGUACAGUGGUAUUCAUCCCGGGGAUCUGGACCCGCUUAAAUCUACAAAGUGCUUGACGAGCCGCAAAGCAACGUACUUGAAGCUGCGUGCCUUGGUGGAUCGUGGUGUGAUAUUUGUGGGUCACGGUUUGUACCAGGACUUUCGUGUGUGCAACAUUGCGGUCCCUCCAGAACAAAUCAUUGAUACUCUCAUGAUGUUUCACAAGCCUGGCGGCCGGUAUCUUUCGCUCCGCUUUCUUGCCUACCAUGUUCUGGGGGAGCGUGUGCAAGAAGACGAGCACGACUCUGUUGAGGAUGCGCGCACCUCAUUGCGCCUGUACCGCAAGUACCAGCAGCUGGUGAGUGAAGGGACAUUUGACGCCGUCCUGGACAAACUGCUGGCAACCGGAGCGGAGACAAGUUGGUACGUUCCAGAGGGCCGUGAUGCCUUUGGCGCGUCUCCUGCUCUCUUUGCUAGCAUACCGGGCUCGCUACUAUUUCCAGAGUCUCCCUCAACGCUGGUACCGGCAGAGGCCGCUAAGGACGAUGAAUUCCCCUCCGCAUCGUAA